This is a messenger RNA of Cephus cinctus (wheat stem sawfly), 2390 nucleotides long. RefSeq names its product probable JmjC domain-containing histone demethylation protein 2C. The transcript has 7 exons. The record is from RefSeq and is a predicted model, not a curated record. NCBI's taxonomy places the organism in Eukaryota, Metazoa, Arthropoda, Insecta, Hymenoptera, Cephidae. The coding region runs from base 1338 to 2375 and encodes 345 amino acids.
UUUUACAAAGUCAUGAUAAUUCUCAAAAUUUCUCCCUCACAUCUUUUCCGAUUACAUUCUCCUGCAUCACUGACAAUUUUUUUAAUAACACAAAGAAACGUAUCUCUGUGCAAUAUCCAACACGCAACACCGCAGCUCGUACCAUCACCCACAUCCAACCUCAAAUAUUUUUCUGAAUAUCCAGUAAACGAAACAUCCAAAUCCACUUGUGUACAUAAAUCCUAAAUCAACAAGAAUUUAUUCCCACAAGGUUUCCCAAAGAUACAAAGAAAGAAUAUAUAGAAAGCUUUUUCGCCCUUAUCCGACGCAUAGAAUAUUUCUAGAAAUGUGAGUCAGAUUCGUGACAUAAAGAAGCGACGUAUACCGAAGAAAAAAAAUCAAGAGUUUCACGUAAGGAGCGAGUACCUCAAGCAUAAAGGGAGCAUGUGUGAGCCCGUGCUGUAGCCGUGCCAGUUGCGACGGAGCUGUUGUAUGGAGAGUAGAUGUGUGCGCGGCGAAUGUCGGAGAGGGAGUAGAGGCCUCUCCCUCCCGAGGCCGUACUAGUAUCGGCUCUUCGGCCCUCAUCACCCCACCCCCGUCGACUGUGGGGUGUGGGGUGGGGGAUGGCGUGAGGCCGGCUCACGGGCCGCGGGACGGAGCCGGGCCUCCCUGCCGUCCGCCCGCAGUGCGCGCUACGCGAUAUCACUGGCCGGUCAUGUGUGUGUCACUCUCACGAUUACACUGGUACCGUUCGAAGUACUCCGCGCUCCCGUUACCGCCGAGUACCCCCGACGUGGCCGGCAGUAACCCCUGAAAAGUAAAGUGGCGUAGUUGGCCCGGGCACUGUCGGGAAAAUCCGAGAAAAUUUCAAGUCAUAGAGUACAGAAACGUACAAGCGAGUGAAGCCUGGAAACAGAAGAGCAUAAACAAAACAGUGACCAUUCGCGACGCGAAGGGAAAAAAAAUUUGACACUCGAUUGUGCACGAAGGAAUAUCAUGGCUCGUGGUGUCAGGGUAACGCUGUUGUCCUACGCUACAAACAUCGCUACGAUCGCGACCACCUCUCCAGAGUCAUCGUGCACGUCGUUAUCGUCAUCGGGUUCCUCGUCGCCGUCGCGGUCCCCUUCAGUACUCUGUUUAGUCUUCGUCGUCUUGUUGUUCGGCGUUGUCGCGUCGUCUACGACCUAGUGAAUCGAAAGUGUGUUGUAUCUAGUGUACUCCUGUGGUGACCCCUUUGGAUCAGUUUGCUGUUUUCCUACGAAUACAAGAUCUUGUUACUUUGUAGUCAUAGAGAUAGGACUGCUCUCUAGUAGUCCUGGCGGGCUGGUGCGAUCGGCUAGUACGCGAUUCGCCAUAAUAUGGCGUACAAGUUUCGCGAGGAGAUCGUGGGAAAGAGGUUCCUCUCAGUGAGUGGUUUUGCCAAGUUGAAGGUGAAUAAGGUCAGUGAGUGGGGGUGGCGUUCAGGGGUGAUUCGUGCUGCCAGUCACAGGGAUAAUUCCAGCCAUGAUCUUCAGGUGCUCGUAGAAUACGACGACGUUGAGUGGCAGAGAAGAGAGUGGCUGUCGCCCCACAGGGAUGCUGUGUUCUCCCUGUUUCUCGUCGAGAAAGGCCUAUACUGGGCCGAAAGACCUGACCCCAGACACACGAGCCUUAUCACUAUAAACCACCACAACCAUCACGGCAACCACGCCAACAACAACCAUCAUCAGCACCAUAGACUCAACGGGAAGCCACUUAGAGGCGCCACGGCAGCAGCGAAUACGGUCGGUUGGCCGGCACUGACCUUCUAUCCGCUGGUAGCCAGGGCUGAACUUCCCGAGGACAUGAUGCCCGUGGAAUUCAUGCAGGAUCGCAGACUGGACUUCCUCGACUAUGCCAAGCUCAAACCCUUCACUGACUGGGAACUGACGAAGGGCGGCGUACCUUGGGGUAAUGCUGUGAGGAGAUGGGCCGAGAUGCAGGAUGGUCAGAGGAUUCUCCUUACCACCCCUAGUGUCCUCGUUGGCUUCAGGGUUGAAGUAUAUCGAGCCGAAGGCACCACUCAGUGGUACACGGCUGUUAUCGUUGGAUACAAUGAAUCCACCAAGGAUCUCACCGUCACUGACGACACGGUACUAGAAGAUCACAGCGAGGAUCCCAGUCUGGUACAAAUGCGGCUAAUUGGCGACGGAGUCGUCGAGAGUAUCAUGAGGGGUGAAGUCGUCGGUAUGACACCCCGUAGGUCAAGAUCGUCAACGGGCCUAACUCACGCCCUGGUGGUGCCACGACCAGGUCGCAGGCCUCGCGGACGUCCCGGUAACUCGACACUUCAGCCGGCUCCACGUAUCCAGAGUCCUGUUCCGCAGCAUCUCGAGAAAGGUAUGUACCGUUUGCUUUUAAUGCCGCAUGAGUCGUAGCGCAUCCUGCUGUAC